Molecule: messenger RNA, 596 nt
Organism: Phycomyces blakesleeanus NRRL 1555(-)
Lineage: Eukaryota; Fungi; Mucoromycota; Mucoromycetes; Mucorales; Phycomycetaceae
Exons: 2
Coding region: 1-300 (99 amino acids)
Source: RefSeq, a predicted model, not a curated record
AUGUAUAAUCAAAACUUAUUUCCAAAUUACGCUGGCAAUCAUAGUCAUGGUCCUCAGGGUUACUAUAGUCCUAAUCAAGGAUUUUCUCCCUUUGUAAAUCCAAAUUUUGCCAAUCAAGAUCCCAUUCGCAUGCAACCUUCUCAGGAACGCAUUCCUUCCGAAACAGCGUCUAUGUAUCAACGUCAGGAAGACGGUCCAUUGUUGUGGUUUGCAGGCCCACCUGUAAAUCCAACCCCUAUACAAGGACCAGCUCAUUCCCUUGCAUAUUUGAAGUGGAAACAAGCCCAAAAGUCUUCCUAAGAGAAAUCUUGCUCAAGAUGUACCCAAUUUGAGACUCUUUUUUUUAUUAUUUUUAUUAUUAUUCUCAUAUGCAGUAAAGAAAGGGAUAACUGAGUUUAAUCAAUUGUGCAUUGGCUGGUUCCUCCAGUGUAUGAUCAUUGUUAUUUUACUCAGAAAUUAAGAUUGAUAUGUUGGGGAUAUCUAAAAGUCCAGCCUUUUGAGCAGAUACUUACAGAUGUCGCUUAUUAGUAAGAAGACCAUAAUGGUAUCUUUAUUUACCAAAGAUAAUACCACAAAUAAAUAUAUGUUUAUUUUCG